AUGUAUGCCACGAACGCCUCUAGCUUCCAAGCUCCAACCUCUUCUUCUUACUCCAACGCACCGCAAUCACCACCCGGAGAGUUUCGUAAACCACCUCCAGGAUACGCCAGUGGACAGCCACUUUAUCAUCCGGAUUGUGCCCCUGCUACACAAAUCUAUGAGGAGCACACGUCAGCAUCGCAUUAUCCCUAUGCACACGUUGGGGCACGACCACCAGGCCAAGCGUAUUUAUCAGGGAAGCCUGUGAAUUCACACUAUGUGGCCGACCCCCCAAAGUACACACCAAGUCCUGACAUCUACCAAGCAUCUAUUCCGGACGACCGAUAUCGUCGUUCUUUGUACACGACGGGCCAUACGCCGGGUGCGCAACAUUCCGAUAUCUGUUUAACUGCGUAUUCUGAUACCUCCUCUCAAAUGACUCAGCCGGCAAUAAGCUCCCGUCACUCAAUGCCAGCGUAUGGCAUGGGUGGCUCAAACAAUUUACAGCAACCUUAUGCCGCGCAGCCGUACCCACAUGCCCCACAGCCAAAUCCCCAACAGCUGCAACACCAAUCUUCAUUGUGCAAUAGGAUUCCUCCUUACGAUGCAAAUAAUGGUUUGACCCGUCCAGCAUCGUUCAGGGGCCCCGCUCAGAAUGCUAGCUCCUCACACAAGUAUGGAAGGAAGGGAACGCAGUAUAUAUCUGGAGUUUACGGGUCAGAUCCCCAGGCCCACGAUCCUCGUCUGGCAACUCCAUGUCCCAAUGGUCCAGGAGUUGGGCUACAACAUCCUGGUUUCGCUCAAAGACAACCCGGCUACCCACCACAGGGAUCCCCUUAUGCAGACAACGGUCCACGAGUGCAUGGUGUUGGCCCACCACAAGGCUAUGCGUCACCGAAUGGAUAUGCAGCACAUGAUCAAUUGCAAUCUAUGCACGGAAACCCGCCACUUGGAAACAAUAUGUACAACAGCACUCCACAACCGCCUAGAUAUGGUCCAUCAGUGGGGGGGAUGGUGCCUCUACCUGGAGUGGGAGGGAUGAUGCCUCCACCUGGAGUGGGAGGGAUGAUGCCUCCAUCUGGAGUGGGAGGGAUGAUGCCUCCAUCUGGAGUGGGAGGGAUGAUGCCUCCACCUGGAGUGGGAGGGAUGAUGAUGCCUCCACCUGGAGCGGGGGGCAUGUUGCAGCACAACGAAACAAUGCCUUGCGGCGGUGGACUGCCUGGUAUGGGCCCUGUUCCGCCUGUUCCGGGCAUGGGUGUACAGACCGUGGGUCCGGAGCACGGUGGAGCUCAUCCUCAUCGCCCUCCGCACUCCGGUCCCUACGGCGGAGGUGGGCCCCCUCCUUAUAGGCCAGGGCCGAGUCUAGCUCCCACAAGACAUUCUGUGAAUGGCAUGGCGCAACCUUAUCCUGGUUUGUGA
This is a messenger RNA of Chondrus crispus (carragheen), 1398 nucleotides long. RefSeq lists its product as hypothetical. The transcript has a single exon. NCBI's taxonomy places the organism in Eukaryota, Rhodophyta, Florideophyceae, Gigartinales, Gigartinaceae. Bases 1 to 1398 code for a protein of 465 amino acids. The record is from RefSeq and is a predicted model, not a curated record.